Solanum verrucosum is the source of this 800-nucleotide messenger RNA. RefSeq lists its product as uncharacterized. The transcript is spliced from 2 exons. NCBI's taxonomy places the organism in Eukaryota, Viridiplantae, Streptophyta, Magnoliopsida, Solanales, Solanaceae. The coding region runs from base 10 to 417 and encodes 135 amino acids. The record is from RefSeq and is a predicted model, not a curated record.
UCCACCAAAAUGUACAAGUUGUUUGAAAGCACUAUUGAAAGAAUUGGACCGGAAAAUGUUGUACAAAUUGUAACUGAUAAUGCUAGUGAGAAUGUUAAAGCGGGAAGCAUGAUGAUGGGUGCAUACCCACACAUUUAUUGGACUCCAUGUGCCGCUCAUUGCAUCAACUUGAUGUUUGGUGACAUAUUCAAGGUUAAGCCAUAUGCUUCCGUUUUUAAGAAGGCCAUCAGAAUCCAUUCUUACAUUAGUCAAAGGCCAUUGUUGUUAAACUUGAUGAGAAAAUUCACCAAGGAAAGAAAUUUGGUGAAACCGGCCAAGACAAGAUUUGCAACGGCCUUCUUAACUUUGAGAGCUAUGUACAUACAAAGAAAAAAACUUGAGAACUUUAGUCCUCUCAACCGAAUGGACUUCAAGUAAAUUUGCAAAGGAAACUUUGGGGAAAGAAGUUGCCAAUCUUAUUAUUUCUGCCCACUUUUGGGAUGAUGUUGUUCGAGCACUUACAGUUUGUGGCCCUUUGACAAAAGUGCUUCGUUUGGUGGAUGGGGAGAAAAAACCACCAAUGGGCUAUAUUUAUGAAGCAAUGGAUAGAGCCAAAGAAACUAUUGAACGGGGUUUUCGUGGAAUUAAGAAGCAAUAUGAGAAAGUGUUUGAAAUUAUUGAUGCAAGGUGGUCAGACCAACUCCAUCGGCCUUUGCAUGCUGCAGGCCAUGUUUUGAACCCAGGAUUGUAUUAUAAAGCUCAAGAAGAGGGAACUUUACUACAGAGUCUGUGGACCGAGUAUUAUGCAUGUGUUGAGAAGA